Molecule: messenger RNA, 1114 nt
Organism: Daucus carota subsp. sativus
Lineage: Eukaryota; Viridiplantae; Streptophyta; Magnoliopsida; Apiales; Apiaceae
Exons: 5
Coding region: 137-988 (283 amino acids)
Source: RefSeq, a predicted model, not a curated record
ACGGUUCAGGAAUCAGGACCUAAUAAAAUUGUAUGUUGAAAAAACAGACACGGGUCAAGUGCAGCUGUUAUGAUACACGUCAAUUGUUGUCUACAACUUUGUGGCGGGUGAUGUUCAAGUUAAGAAACACUUAACCAUGUCCACUAAUCUCCUCCGACCCUCCUCUCUUUUUCACUCUUUUUCUAAACCCUUCUCCUUACCUGCCAAACCUCACCCUUUUCACCUCAAGGCAACCAUGAUGGGGGAAAGUGAAAUUAAAGAAGUAGGUGAUACUGAAAAAAAGAAGAUAUUUGUUGCUGGUGCUACUGGAGGCACUGGAAAGAGGAUUGUGGAGCAGCUUCUGGCUAAGGGUUUUGCUGUUAAGGCUGGCGUUCGAGAUGUCGAAAAGGCCAAAGCUAGUUUUGCUGCCAACAACCAGUAUCUUGAAUUUGUGAAAGCAGAUGUGACUGAGGGUUCAACCAAGUUAGCGGAAGCUAUUGGUGAUGAUUCAGAUGCUGUAGUAUGUGCCACUGGGUUUCGACGUUCUUGGGAUUUACUAGCACCAUGGAAGGUUGAUAAUUUUGGCACGGUUAACCUUGUUGAUGCUUGCAACAAGUGCAGCGUUAAAAGAUUUGUCCUUGUAAGUUCUAUUUUGGUGAAUGGUGCUGCAAUGGGACAGAUACUGAACCCCGCUUACAUUUUUCUGAAUGUGCUCGGAUUAACGUUGAUAGCAAAGCUUCAAGCAGAACAAUAUAUCAGAAAAUCUGGUAUAAAUUACACUAUAGUCAGACCUGGUGGUUUAAGCAAUGACCCCCCAAAAGGAAAUAUAGUCAUGGAACCAGAGGAUACGUUGUCUGAUGGAUCCAUAUCCAGAGAUCAAGUUGCUGAGGUUACUGUUGAAGCUUUGCUUCAACCAGAGUCAUCUUACAAAGUAGUAGAAAUAGUUGCCCGUACCGAAGCUCCUAAGCGUUCAUUUGAGGAACUCUUUGGUUCUGUAAAGCAACGGUGAUAUAUGUAAAUAUGUUUGGUCCCGGUCUUGUUGGCAUGAAUUUUAAGAGUAUACCCAAUAUUUUGGUGUUUGUUCUUUGCUGAGCAAUUUUUACACACCUGUGUUAUAAUUUUUUAUUUGUUGUCA